UUCAUGAUCAUUCGACGAGCCCGGGUACGGUAGGAUUCACACUGUCGCAUGCAGGUGUCACCGUGUGUUCAGAUUUUGCAUCGUUAAUUUGGUAGCGACUAUUUUUCGCCUCUCCUGCUAGCUCCGCGCCGGCAGCAUUUCGAGCAUGCUAGCAGUGGACGUUUCGCAUUCAUGCAGACCUCACGGGCAAAUAAUUCUAUAGGCCAAUACUAGAGGCGAAUUGGUCGUCACGUUCGACAGCGGUCAGGGCCAACACUACUCCCUAUUUCAGAGAGUAUCCCGCGAGCUUGAGGAAGGAUGUUGUUCGAGAAACGGUGUCGAAGAGCUUUGUGGUUGUUCGCUCUUGUCAGUGCUGUGGCGGCGGCGAGUGGAAAUAUAAAAGCUGUUCAGGCUGACGGCGGAAGAUGGGCAUAUGCCGACGAUUCGGAUCCUAACACAGGCAUUGCAUUGACUGUGUAUCCAGGUCGCACAUGGAAACACAGCGGGGAUGCAGAGCACGGUGUUCCCACACCUGUGAGCACUGGAGAUGUGAUCAUGUCACGUAUAUCGGAGGUGAGAUCUAAGCAGUCUAGUACAGACACUCCUGCUCGCACUGCUGGUGAUCAUGACAAUGAAGUAGUACCAGGCACUCCAGUUCAACCGGACGGUCCUAGGCAACGCAUGAGGUCAGCAGCUAGGCAUAUUCGCUCGUCAGAUUCGAAUGCACUGGAUGAAGUAGGCUCCGGAGCCGACUUAAGAGUCUCAAAGGAGGGCAAUGAGACAGAGCCCGAUGGUUCUUCUGCCAACCAGUCAUCUGUCAGUGGUGUGGUGUCUCAUAUAAUAUCAGCCACUACCGAUAUUAUCACAUCGAACACAACCGAGCCCGGUGGCUCUUCCAUCAUCCAGGCAUCUGUCAGCGGUGUGAUCACAUCGGCGUCUGCAACUUCUCAGAAUGUAUCGGCCGAGAAGAGCUCAGGCGAUGGGUCCAAUGUGGGAGCAAUAGUUGGCCCCACUGUUGCAGCUGUGUUGCUCAUCAGCAUCAUAGCUGUGCUUGUAUAUGUGGUGUACAUCCGCCACACCAGAAUUAUGAGUGGUAGUUACAAGUGUGAGCCGCUCUACGAUAUGCCGGGCUCCGUGGAGCUAAGGUCUUCAGAGGAGGUCGUACUGUAAGCCCGAAGUGUUGACUCCCUGCUUGAUGCUGAACUACAGUGUUUGCACAGUACUGGUAUGUGCACGUGAGUGGCGUUCUGCACACUGCGGCGGCAUGCUGGAGAUGCCAUGCCGUGUUUUCUUGCCUUACUUGCAUAUCUGAGAGAACACUCCUGUGCUACUAUUGUGAUUCUACUAGCUUUCUGCUCUGCAGAGGUGGAAUGGAUGUGCGAGCAUUUCUUCACUAUACAUAAUCACACCUCAGCAUUUACGUUCCACUUACAUGUGAAGUAUGCCGCUCACACAUCCACAUAAAGAUGAGUGCAGAAUUUCCUCUUCCUUCUUGCCACAGGAUUAGAGAUUUUGGGCGUGCUCAUGUUGUUCCAUUUCAACGUUACUUUACCGACUUUAUAUUGUCGCUUUGCAUUCUUCAAGUCGUAAUUGUCUCGGGCAGUCAGUGAAUGCUGUACAUAACAUAAUAAUAUUAGACCCAUUCUUCA
Sycon ciliatum is the source of this 1628-nucleotide messenger RNA. RefSeq lists its product as uncharacterized. The record is from RefSeq and is a predicted model, not a curated record. NCBI's taxonomy places the organism in Eukaryota, Metazoa, Porifera, Calcarea, Leucosolenida, Sycettidae. The coding region runs from base 298 to 1149 and encodes 283 amino acids. The transcript is spliced from 3 exons.